UUGUAGUAGUUUAAGAUAAGCUUUUCCUAUUUGAUUAGCAACUUCGACCCAUUUUUUUUUUUUUGUUUUUUUAGGUAAAUAAUUGUAUUGAAAUGAUAAAAUUACAAGGUACAAAGCCCAAAAGCAGAGGCCGAAGACAGCCACCAAGCAGACAAGCCAACGAGGCCCAUUCAACAGUUGAAUAAAGACACUAAUAUUCUGGAAGCCCUAGAAUAGCUAUGUCUGAAACAACUAUCAUUCCGGUGCGGUCAAAGCAAUGAGGCAGAGCCUCCGGUGAUCAAUCCGGCUCCAGCGGUGGUCUAAUGAAGGACUGAGGAAGAUCCCAAUCAAGCAUGGUCCUCCUCGCAGAAGGCCCGUUCAUUGCGCUCCAUCCAGAUCUGGUUGACAGUGGUGAAGGCCCGUUCAUGCAUCAUGUGCCAUAGACAAGAAAGUCAAAAAGGAGGUCGUCCACGGGAAUUAUUAAAUUGAAGAAUUCAUUUCUUCAAUGCGCCCUCCGAGUACUGAUAAUUAGGUUCUCACCAUUUCGUUUCUAACCCAUUCAAACUUAACAGCAACUCAUCACUGCAUAAGCCUCUCCUCUCGCACAUUUGAAAUGGAUACAAAGAACCGGAAUGUGUUCAAGAUCAAGAAGAAGAAGAAGAAGACCAGCAACACUUCAUUACCACCAUCUUCCAACACUUCUUCAUCUUCCACCUCUCCACCUGCUGGAGGAUGGGAUUAUGAAGUUUUCUUGAGUUUCAGAGGUGCAGACACCCGUCAAAACUUCACUGACCACCUCUACCACGGCCUUAUGGACGCUGGAAUUCACACGUUUAGAGACGACGAUGAGCUUCGCUUUGGAGAGAGGAUAAGUGAUGAGCUUCUCGAGGCAAUACAGCACUCAAAGAUAUCCAUCCCAGUCUUUUCCAAAGACUAUGCUUCAAGUAAGUGGUGCCUAAAUGAGCUCAACAAGAUGGUUGAGCGUAAGAGGACUUUGGGGCAAUUGAUAUUACCCAUUUUCUACUACGUCGAACCGUCCGACGUGCGAAACCAGAAAGGGAGUUACGAAGAGGCCUUCCAGAAACACGAAGAGAAAUAUAAAGAUGAUAGUGCUACUGUGGAGGGAUGGAAGAAAUCCUUGAGGGAGGUUGGAGAAUUGAAGGGAUGGAGUGUGAACAAUAUCAGGCCUCAAGGAAAACUGGUAAAGAAGGUUGUUUCAAAGGUAUGGAGAGAGCUGAAAAAGAAUUACUCAUUGGUUGUAAAUGAAUGCUUGGUUGGAAUUGAUGAUCAUGUAGAAGAAAUGAUGAAAUUGUUGAGUGUUAAUUCCAACGAUGUAAGGAUUGUAGGAAUCCAUGGCAUGGGAGGAAUCGGCAAGACCACUGUAGCCAAGGUCAUCUUUGACAAACUCUCCCGACAAUUUCAUUCCCGUUGCUUCCUUGAAGAUGUUAGAAAAACAGCACAACAACACAAUGGUCUUGUUGAGUUGCAAAACCAACUUAUAUCUAGCAUCUUAAAACAGGGACGCCCUGUCUUAAUCGGGUCUAUGGAUGAAGGAAUUAUUGCAAUCAAACGUAGAUUUUCUGGAAAGAAAGUUCUUCUUGUCGUUGAUGAUGUCGAUUGCAGUGAUCAUCUUCGUGCAUUUGCACUUUUGGGAAAUCGUGAUUGGUUUGGUUCAGGAAGUAGGAUAAUUAUCACAACUAGAGACCCAGAUAUUCUAAAACAGGCUGUGGUCAAUUCGACUUAUGAACCAAAGGAAUUGGAUGAUUAUCAAGCUCUUCAACUUUUCAGCAAGUAUGCUUUUAGAACGGACCAUCCCCCACAAGACUAUCAUACUUUAUCUAGAGAUUUUGUGCACGCAACUGGAAGGUUGCCUUUGGCUCUUGAGAUUAUUGGUUCUCGUUUGUUUAGCAUUGAAAAAAAGGAAUGGGAAGAUAAAUUAAAGGAGUUGAAAAUGAUGCCAAACGAAGAUGUGCAGAAGAAGCUGCAAACAAGUUAUGACGCAUUGAAUGAUAUACAAAAACAGAUAUUUCUCGAUAUUGCCUGUCUUUUCAUUGGAGUGGAUACAAGAAUUGCUUCCCACAUGUGGGAAAGUAAUAUUAAUAUUGGAGUUCUUUUGCGCCGUUCGUUGGUAAAAAUUGGAGAUAACAAUGAGCUAGUGAUGCAUGAACAACUUAGAGAUCUUGGUAGGAAUAUUGUCCGUCGAGAUGAAAUCAACGAUCCAGGAGAACAUAGUAGGGUGUGGCUUCAUGAGGAAGCCUUCCACAUUUUAGAGAGUAGUACGGGAACAAGAAAAGUUGAAGCUAUCUGUGUGAACUUUGAAUUAGAGUCACAGGCUAAAGCUCUUACAAAUGAAGAUUUCGCAAACCUAUCUAAUCUGAGGUUCCUUCAAGUUGGCAAUGCAGAGCUGGAUGGAGAUUUUAAGAGACUUCUUUUAAAGUUAAGAUGGCUACGCUGGAACGGAUGCCCUCAAAUUUUUAGACCGACCAAUUUUCGACUAAAGAAUCUGGUCAUUCUUGAUUUAUCACGGAGCGAUAUCACAGAAGCCUGGGAGGGUUGGAAUCGUAUCAAGGAGUUUGCAACAAAGUUGAAAGUUCUAAAUCUCACAUGUUGCAAAAACAUGGUUAGCACUCCUGACUUCUCUGCAUAUGCAAAUUUAGAGAGAUUGAUUCUUGAAGACUGUGAGAAUUUGGAUCAUAUUGACCCAUCAAUUGGGAAACUCAACAGUCUAUUUUUCUUAAAUGUGAAGAAUUGUACUAAACUCAAAAGUCUGCCUCUGGGAUUUGAUUCUGUGGAAGAGCUCCUCAUCGAUGGUACUUCUAUUCAAGAAGUCCCUAUUGGUAAAGGUGUCAAGAAUCUUCAAUGCUUGUCACUAAAGGAAAGCUAUUUAAAAGAACUUCCGGACUCCAUUGGGAAAUUAGAAUCAUUAAAUGAGCUGCGCUUGUCAGGAGCAAACUUUACAGAAUUACCUGAUACCAUUGGCAACUUGGAACAUUUGAGAAUUCUUGAGGUUAGAUUCCCGAAUCUGAAAGAAAUUAAGGACCUUGACAGAUUUAAAUCCUUGGAAUUUUUGGAUAUGAGUUUGUGUGAAUCCUUGGAAAGAUUGCCCGACCUAUCAAACAUGGAAAUGCUAGAAGAAUUAAAGCUCGUCAGGUGCCAGAAGCUGCAUCUGAUUGGGGGUCUUAAGGCUAUGAAAUCCUUGAAGUUGCUGGAGUUGUCAUGGUGCACAGCCUUGGAGAGGUUACCUGAUUUGUCGAACUCGGAAAUGCUGGAAGAAUUAAUACUCUACCAGUGCGAGAAGUUACAAGAGAUUGAGGGUCUUAAAGGUUUGAAAUCCUUGAAGAUGAUGGACUUGUCAUCGUGUAUAGCCUUGGGGAGGAUACCUGAUCUGUCAAACUCGGCAAUGCUGAAAGAAUUAAAGCUCUACCGGUGCGAGAAGCUGCAAGAGAUUGAGGGUCUUGAGGGUUUGAAAUCCUUGAAGAUGCUGGACCUGUCAUCGUGCACAGCCUUGGAGAGGUUACCUGAUUUGUCGAACUCGGAAAUGUUGAAAGAAAUGAAGCUCCACAUGUGCCAGAAGCUGCAUGUGAUUGAGGGUCUUAAGGGUUUGAAAACCUUGAAGAUGCUGGACUUGUCAUGGUGCACAGCCUUGGAGAGGUUACCUGAUAUUUCGAACUCGGAAAAGUUAGAAGAAUUGAAGCUCUGCCUGUGCCAGAAUCUGCAAGUGAUUGAGGGUCUUAAGGGAUUGAAAUCCUUGAAGAUGGUGGACUUGUCAUCUUGCACAGCCUUGGAGAGGUUACCUGAUCUGUCGAACUCGGAAAUGCUGGAAGACUUAAUGCUCUACCGGUGCGAGAAGUUACAUAAGAUUGAGGGUCUUCAGGGUUUGAAAUCCUUGAAGAUGCUGGACUUGUCGUCGUGCAUAGCCUUGGAGAGGUUACCUGAGUUGUCGAACUCGGAAAAGCUGGAAAAAUUAAUGCUCCACGGGUGCGAGAAGCUGCACGAGAUUGAGGGUUUCAAGGGUUUGAAAUCCUUGAAGUUGCUGGACUUGUCAUGUUGCGCAACCUUGAAAAAGUUACCUGAUCUGUCGAACUCGGAAAAGCUGGAAGAAUUAAUGCUCCACGGGUGCAAGAAGCUGCAUGUGGUUGAGGGUUUCAUGGGUUUGAAAUCCUUGACGUUGCUGGACUUGUCAUGUUGCACCACCUUGGAAAAGUUACCUGAUCUGUCAACACUAACAAAGUUAGAGAAAUUGCUACUUCAUAAGUGUGAGAAACUUGGUGAGAUUUUGGGACUUGAAAAACUGAAAUCCGUAGAAUUGUUGGACAUUUCUGAAUGCAAGUCACUAAAAUGUCCAGACAUUUCGAACAUCAGAGAAGUUGGGCGUUGAGAGUAAAAUUUGCGGAAUGUCAGAUUUUAGUGUUUAACAUUCAACUUGAUGGCAUGGGGUUGAUUCCUAUACAGAAAAGUUGAAGUUCAUAAACAUGCAUGUUUGUUUUCAUAGAUUUUGUGAAGUCCUGAAUCAGAUCAGUAUAAAUGUCACUAGUAUGCUUACUGCCUAACUACUCUCUCUGAAACGGGCAAAGAGUGACAAGACAGUUCCCAACACUCAUAUUAAAGCCGAAAUUUUUUCUCAUGGAUAAGUGGAGGAAUUAAAGCCAGUGAAGAAGAAGCAGGAGCAUCUGGAGCAAAAGUUACGCCGGAGCUUGAGGGCCGGAAAAGGUGGGCUAUGAGAAACAAGAGGAUGAGAAGUGUUAGGAGUCGGGAAACACAGAGAUCAAAGUAUAUUGUUGUAGCAGUUUGGAAGAAGAGUUGGAAUGUUGAAAUGAAUACCCUCAUUCAUAUGCCAUAUAAAUUUUAGAUCACUCUCCUGAAAUUUCCUUUACAUCAUAUGGUACUGAUGUUUAUGUAAAUGUAAAAGCUUGUUUGAUUCUUUUGACAUAAUUAUACGGUGUGUGGAGAUGCUAAAUAAAUGUAAAAUUUAUGUGUUGCGACUCUUUUUCUUUUCA
Molecule: messenger RNA, 4976 nt
Organism: Cornus florida
Lineage: Eukaryota; Viridiplantae; Streptophyta; Magnoliopsida; Cornales; Cornaceae
Product: disease resistance protein L6-like
Exons: 8
Coding region: 593-4357 (1254 amino acids)
Biological process (GO): defense response; signal transduction
Molecular function (GO): ADP binding
Source: RefSeq, a predicted model, not a curated record